AUGCCUUAUCCGCCGGGUUUCAAGGUUGAUGUCACAGUUGCUAGAGUCGGUACCAUAGCUGAAGGUGACAACUAUCUGCAGGUUUCCACACCGACCCUACCGUCUCGUGGCUUCCAUGAGUGGCGUGCUGACGUGCGUUCCCGCUGUCCGUCAUUGGUGUUUUAUUCAGCUCUUUUUUACUUUUGGGUCCAACCAUAUCCCAGAGAAAGACGAGUCGCUUCUUCAACACAUGAUUCGCAAUAUUCCAAGAACCUGGGUGGCCUGCGAACGCUUUCUGGAAGUCCAGGGUGUCUAUUGGUCUUAAUUUUCGCAGACUCCGUUUACCGAGUGGCAACAUCAGAGUUGCUGAUGAUAGGCAAACGCCCGGAAGGGCUGCACAGAGUGCUUCCAGUGCCACCUCGCUCCGUGUCCAAGAUUCAUUUCGUCUUUCACUCUACUCUAAUCGAGGCCGUGCUCAGCAUAUUUCCCACGGCCGACGGGCCGUUCCGCUUGCCCAUCAGUUCCAAGUCGAGUGUCACGGACAAGCCCCUGGCCAGAUGGAAGGCGACCUCACCGACGGCGGAUCACUCGGCCGCACAACGAUACCAGGCCGCGACAAUGGCCUCAUUCGCACCCACCACGGUCCUCAAGGAGACCCUCAGGUACCCCGCUGGCCACAGUGUCCCCGAAGUCGCCUAG
Molecule: messenger RNA, 678 nt
Organism: Colletotrichum destructivum
Lineage: Eukaryota; Fungi; Ascomycota; Sordariomycetes; Glomerellales; Glomerellaceae
Exons: 2
Coding region: 1-678 (225 amino acids)
Source: RefSeq, a predicted model, not a curated record